Messenger RNA from Stegastes partitus (bicolor damselfish), 1066 nucleotides. RefSeq names its product amphiregulin (gene areg). The transcript has 6 exons. Gene Ontology annotation, biological process: epidermal growth factor receptor signaling pathway; positive regulation of mitotic nuclear division; positive regulation of cell population proliferation. The record is from RefSeq and is a predicted model, not a curated record. Gene Ontology annotation, molecular function: epidermal growth factor receptor binding; growth factor activity. Lineage: Eukaryota; Metazoa; Chordata; Actinopteri; Pomacentridae. Bases 1 to 711 code for a protein of 236 amino acids.
AUGAACCCUCUCGUCCUCACCUGUCUCCUGUGCUUCGUCGUGUGCAGCGCUCUGGGUGCUCAGGCAUCCGAGGCCACAAACUCCACCGAGCUAGCCGGAGUCACUGGGGGUCCGGCCUCCGGCGAGGGCCUCCCGAGCUCGAGGGGCGACGAUGACGAGCUGGAGCUAGACGACGAGCUUUCAGGAGGAGACAACGAACACUUCAGCCUCCACGACUCGCAUCCCGGCAAAGAUGAGAAGAAGAAGAGGAAGGGCAAAGGCAAGAGGAGGAACAGACACAAGGGCAAAAGCACGACUGCCUUCAACCCCGAGCACACGCUCUACACCAGCAGGUCCACGUCCACGUCCACGCUGAGCGCCGGCGAGGACCCCUGCACCUCCACCUACCUGGGCUACUGCAUCCACGGCCACUGCAAGUACAUCGAGGGCCUGAAGGAGCCAGUGUGCAUAUGCAUGAAGGGCUACGACGGGGAGCGCUGCGGGAUCCAGACUCUGGAGACGGUCAAGAAUCAGCCGGACCAGAGCAGCAACGCUCAGCUGGUGCAGACGGUCUUAGUGAUCAUCGCCGUGGUUCUGUCGGUCAUCAGCUGCACCGCCAUCCUGCUCAUGACCUGCGCUCAUUACAGGUCGCACAAAAACUUCCUGGCGUCCUACCUGGGAACCGGGUCGGAGCAGGAGAAGCUGCAGAAGCCCGUCGGUGACGUGGUGUGAGCGCGUCGAGUUACCUGGAGCCUGUUGACUCAAAGCCGAAGCCGAUCAGAGGAGUCUGAGCUCCUGAGAACGCUUCAGAGCGACUGGACGCCUUCACUACCGUAGAUGCUAUGUAAAAAACACUGUCCAGAACCUGUUAGAAUGUAAUUUAUUUAGUGUAAUUAUUUAUUGCUAACAACUGUAUUUGUAUGUUGGACUACUAUUAUAAUGUCUUUUUUUGUUUUUGUGCGAAUGCUGAGCAUUCGGCCUUUUGAUGUUCUCUAGGUUUGGUUUUAUUUAUUGCACUGCUAUUGUCAUAGGUCAGAGAAACGCUGUUCAUCUCGCUCUGGAAAAGGGAUGGAAUUAGAUCACCAAU